Molecule: messenger RNA, 3526 nt
Organism: Mugil cephalus (flathead mullet)
Lineage: Eukaryota; Metazoa; Chordata; Actinopteri; Mugiliformes; Mugilidae
Exons: 4
Coding region: 492-1928 (478 amino acids)
Biological process (GO): regulation of transcription by RNA polymerase II
Molecular function (GO): DNA-binding transcription factor activity, RNA polymerase II-specific; RNA polymerase II cis-regulatory region sequence-specific DNA binding
Source: RefSeq, a predicted model, not a curated record
CACGAUGUGGUUGGAGCUGAAUCUGGCUGAGGAUGAGGAGGCUGAAGAGGAGAGAACCCAACACAGAGCGCUGGGGAGAGCCCCCUCCUCACUGUGAUGGAUUUUGAUGUCCCUCUUGUUGUUUGUUGUCUCUGAGUCAGGAAGUUAAAGACCCAUCUGCAUGCGUUGUUGUUGUCUUGGAAUCAUGUGUACAGCCUAUAUUAGGCUGUACACAUAAAGACAACAGGCCAUGUGUCAGAAAAUGAAAACUUAAAACGAGAAAAUGUCAAACAUUUAUUUCUGACUGCUUUUCGUUGUUUUUUUUCUCCGACUCUGAUGACCUGUCGUCUGCUCGCUCUUUGGUGCGCCUGCGCUGCUUGGAGACACGCCUCUUCUUUCUGCAAACCAUGUGCCCGUGGCUUGGUAAAUAAAGAUUCCUGCGAGGCUUUCUCUUCCAUUAAAGUGCGAUAUUUUUGCCAAACGCUGACUUCUGCACGACCCGAGGAGUCAAAAUGUCGGCUGGCGUGGUGACUUUCCAGGCGCAGGUGGAGACAGUGCUGGGAGCGCUGUUCAAGGCGGCCACGACGGAGUUGACCCAACUGUUCGAGAGCAGAUACGGAGCGUUGGCAGUGGAUGCGGGCCGCACCAAGGACCUACGGGGAAAGGAAACCUUGCAUACGCCGGAGAGUUUAUCGAGUGGGGAAUCGAGACGCAGCAUCGGAGUGCAAGUGGAGGAGGAGGACAUUUAUCAGCCGUCCGAGCUUUCUGCUCCCAUUUACCCCUCAGAAGGGUAUGGUUGUCUGAGGGGGUGCGAGAAGGUGGAGGGGUGUGUCUUUCCAUCAGAAAUCCUCCUGGACAAAGCUCAUGGCCACACCGACCCUGAAUGGUUACCUCCUAAGGAACAGGUUGUGACGCAGACUGUUGAUAUGGUGGAGUUGAGCGUCCUUGAGGAGGAGUCUCCGGCUGAUAGUGAUUCUCAAACUGAAGUUGUUUUGAAUGUCUCGGCACAGAAGCGGACAGAAACAUUGAGCUGUGAAUCUGCUCUGAGCUCUCCGGCUAAACCAAAGCCUCUUGUGAUCCAACCGGAUACAAGUGCCACCACUUCUGGGGAUAAAGUGAAAUUUGUUUGCCCGUUAAUCCUUAAGCAAGAAUCUCCAGUACCCAAACCUAAAAAUUCAAAGAAGCCAGAUCAAGCCAGCACUGCCAAGGGUACUGCUUACAGUCCGUCCAUAUUAGAUGGAGCUGUGACUCCCUCACAGGUUGGGGUGUGGGAACGUAUCCACACUGUAGAGGAGACGAAGAACCAUCUCCAGAUGAAACUGAAACUCACACCUUCAGACCAAAAGUUGCUGCGCCCCUGUGCUGUGCAGUUGGUAGACAUGCUCAUGAUACCUGAAUUAGAGAUGAAGAUUCAGCAUGAUGCUCCUAAACCCCACAGUGCUCACUGCAAAACAGUCUGGCCUGUGCCCAAAGACCUCCGCCACCAUCGAGGUCUUCACACGGGCCAUCGCCUCUGCUGCUUCACCCAAUGUGGAAAUGGCGUUUGGCGUCUCCAGAAGGUUGUCACUCGCUCGCAUGAGGGAUACGCUUGCAGUAUCUGUCGGAAAACUUUCAAGCGAAGAAAGAUUCUCCGGCGACACGAGCGCUUCCACACAGGACUUAAACCAUACUCAUGCUCCGUCUGCUCCAAGACGUUUGCCCUGAGGAAGAGCCUCCGCCGCCACCUUAGGUUCCACACAGGGGAGAGACCGCACACCUGCACGAAGUGCAACAAGAGUUUUAGAUUGCGAGAAAAUCUGAAGGCACACCUGAGGUUUCACACUGGAGAGAAGCCCUUCAGCUGCGCCACAUGUGGUAAAACUUUCAGGAUCCUCAGGAAUCUGGAGAAACACAAACUCAGCCAUUUUGAAUUCUUUGUUCCGUCAUUCAGGACAAUUGCCGGCAUGUAAAAAAAAAAAAAAAAUGCUGACAAUGGCAGGUUGCACCACGGUCUACCUCAGACUCAAAAAUUCUAACUCACUUCCCUUAUAGCUGUCACAUAAAGCCGAGAUGAAAACAUUUAAUGGUGAGAUCACAGAUUGCAACCAACUGAACAACUUUUCCUAUAAAUUGUGUAAGAGACGUUGGUUGCUGUUCAGUAUAAAAACGCAAAAGGCCCUCCUUAGAGUCCGUGUGUGGUGUGCUCAUUCUGGGCUACUGUAGAAACAGUUUGGUGCACCAUGGCAAAUUUGGUAAAAUGGGACAGGACCCCCUCCCCAUGUAGAUGUGAGGUGCUCACUAUAAGCUAACCAAAAAGUGGUUGAAUGACUGAUUUUUUUAAAGUCGGCUAAUAUGUAGUGUAAAAACUUUAGACAAUGAAAUUCACCUUCAAAUUGCUGAUGUGCAGCCUCCUUCUCUCGGUUACCACAGGUGAAGUUAAUUGACUGUCAUUGAGAGGAUUUGUACCGUUCCUCUGUCAGCAUUAGCAGAUGCCUUUUCAGAUGAGUGUGCAUUGCAGUAGUACACUUGUUGUGUUUCAGGACUGCCUGGUUGACUUCCUGCUUGAAGCAUCAAGGCACAGCAGUAAAGUACAAUUCCUAAACAAAAACACAAUGCAUUUGCAUGUAUGAAAAGUUAAUUUUGAAUACUACAUUCCAUUUCUCGUAGUCUACGCACUGGUCCUUUAAAGUUAUAAAUGAGACAGGAACUGAGAUCCAUAAUGAGUCCUGGUAUUUCGAGUCAUUCCAUAGGCAUUACAUUGUUAUGCCUGAUUUUAGGUGAUUUUUAAAAACUCACUACUGAUGAUUUUGUGUUAUUUUUCUGUUUUGUUUUUAUCCUAAUAUUGGAGCAGUGGUUUUCCAUUUUUUUCUGCAAAGUCCCCCUUUUGUAUAUAAAAAUAUUUUCAGGUCCUUCCACCCCCUAAAAGACACUUCAUCCGUCUGCAAGGCUAUAAGCUGCUCGUCUAUGUCCUUUGACCUGUAAUAGAUGAGCUUUUUUGCUUUUAUCGUACUGUUGCUUCAUCAAGUGUUGUUGAGACCAGAUCGAUAGAAGUAUUCAUUCCUCUGUUGUAGUGUGUGUGCUUUUUUACCCUGAAAAACUCUACAGGCAACUUUAUAUGAGGUGAACUGAGCAUUGAAAUCAAUGUAUUAGUUGGCCUGCAGGAAUUCCAGUCAACAUGGUUUAGCAUUAAUCCAACAUCCCCUCCCCCUUUGGGGGUGGAAGAUCUCUGCUGCUCAUUACAGACUGUGUAUUAAGUGGGUUGGAUUUGGAAUAUUUUAUACUUUUAUAGGUAAGAAAUAUAUAUGGUAGUUGUCUGGUUGGACAACACACAGGUCCUUAACUUUUAUAGCCUAUACUAUAACGCGCCAAUAUACAUGUACUGAUGUUUGUUUUUUACAUUUUUAUUCUUAUAUGCUCUGUAUUCUGUAUUAUUUAUGUGCCCUUUUGAAAUAUUGUUGUUUUUUAUGUUUCUUUAUCCAUACACAAUGUUAACAAAUGUCCUUUUUCAUCAUUCUAAAGUUUCUUGUUGAAAUUGUCUUUGUAUUAAUAAAAAAAAAAUUAUACUUUG